Camellia sinensis is the source of this 582-nucleotide messenger RNA. The record is from RefSeq and is a predicted model, not a curated record. NCBI's taxonomy places the organism in Eukaryota, Viridiplantae, Streptophyta, Magnoliopsida, Ericales, Theaceae.
AUGUCAAAAAUGCUUUCUUUAAUGGUGAUCUUCUUGAGGAAGUCUAUAUGCAACCUCCCCCUGGGUCUACUUAUUCGACUCAUAAGCUCAUACGACUCCAGUCUAUUUGUUCGAACCACUCCUCCUGGCACCACUCUUCUUCUUUUUUACGUGGAUGAUAUGAUUAUCACCGGUGAUGAUGUGGCUGGUAUUUUUAGCCUCAAACAAUUUCUUAAUCGUCAGUUUGAGAUGAAGGACCUUGGUACUCUUAAUUAUUUCUUAGAGCUUGAAAUCUCUCAUGAUUCCAAUAGUUAUUAUUUGUCACAAGCCAAAUACGCAUCCGAUCGUCUGGCAUGUGCUGGUCUUACCGAUUGUAAGACUAUCUCUACUCUUGUUGAUCCUCAGACUCGUCUCAUUCCUCUAGAUGGGGAUCUUCUCUUUGAUGCUACUCUUUAUCGGCUGCUGGUCGGUAGUCUUGUCUAUCUCAUUCUUCAUGCCUUUUCUGAUGCUGAUUGGACUGGGGAUCCCACUAAUCGACGCUCCACCAUGGGUUUCUAUUUCUUCUUAGGAGAUUCUCUUCUUACUUGGCGCAGCAAGAAAUAG